This is a messenger RNA of Chlamydomonas reinhardtii, 687 nucleotides long. RefSeq lists its product as uncharacterized. The transcript has 3 exons. Lineage: Eukaryota; Viridiplantae; Chlorophyta; Chlorophyceae; Chlamydomonadales; Chlamydomonadaceae. The record is from RefSeq and is a predicted model, not a curated record. The coding region runs from base 58 to 315 and encodes 85 amino acids.
GAUGUGCUUCCUGGGCACUUGCACUGAGGGGCACACUAUGUAGGCGCACGGGAACGCAUGCAUAUGCAUAUGCAUGCGGCGGUGGCGGCAGCAGCAAUCACCAGAUUCAUUCUCUUCCAGCUGCUCUCCUGCCAGCCGCUGACCAGCUGGGGCAACUGGAGCCGUAGACAGCAGCAGCAACGCGCGUCACCUCGGGUGACCCGGCCGUACAGGCUGGGCGGGUCCUUGGAGGAGGAGGCGGCGGCGGCGGCGGAAGAUCCCCUAACGGCUGGUUGGGCGUGCGACGGCAGGGCGGGCGCCCAAGCUGGUGUAUGAUGGAUGGGUUGCCCCAACGCGACGGCCACGGCGAUGAACCCUGAGAGGAGGAGGAGUUGCAUUUAUAACGAGCGGCCGCUUCGAACUCCUUGGCAGUUGGCGUGUGUGUUACGGGGUACUGGGACCACACUCGUUGUCGGCUGAUAGUGGGCUGAGCGCGAAGGUUACAAACGCGACCAGUGUUAGUGCGGGUAGGCGGCGGGAGCCGCACGUGCCGGGUGCCUGCCAACAGGAUUGAGAGUAGGCUGCACGCCGAAUGUAUAGGAGCGAGCAGUGCAGGCAGUCUGGGGCGGUGUGUGCCAGUGGGGUUCGUGGCAUGCGAUGGGGCAAAUGAUUAGACCUGGCAUGUUUAGCAUGUAAUAAUCUUGUGAU